This is a messenger RNA of Bemisia tabaci, 1437 nucleotides long. Lineage: Eukaryota; Metazoa; Arthropoda; Insecta; Hemiptera; Aleyrodidae. The record is from RefSeq and is a predicted model, not a curated record.
AUCAAUUAAGUAAAUUGUCCAGUACAACCGGAAGCUUACAAGAUUGCAAGGCAGUAGUGGCUUUUCAUUGUUCAGAAUGGGUCUACUUAAAAUUAUAAUUUUCAGCCUCAAUGCAUCUUGCGGAAUGAAUCCUCAUCGAUGAAUCUGUAUGAUCACACAAUGUUUUGGGGAAUCAAAUUUUACGUCGUGGUCUCAAAGGUUUUGAUCAUUGAUUUGAUAAAAGCUCUGGCCGAUACGCCAGAUUCUACCUCCUCGAUUUUUGAAGAGACGCCACAAGACAAGAAAGAGAUUUUAGAAAAGCAUAAAAUUGUUCCAAAAGUGUUGGCAUAUAUGCCGAAGUAUGUUCUCUCUGGUAGCUUUGAUGGCAAAGAGAUGUCUUUCGGAAACAGCUUCACUCCGGAUGAAAUCAGGAAGCCUCCUAUUUUUUUAGACUGGCCAAUCAACGGGACAAAAGCGCUUUAUUGUUUGCUUGCGAUAGGUAUAGAUGUUCCAAACGAGAAAAAACCAAAGUUGCGGGAUUUUAGGCACUGGUUUGUCGGUAACAUUCCCGGAACUGACAUAGCAAAAGGACGGACGUACCUCCCAUAUAUUGGUGCAGGCGAUUUUCUAGACCAAGGUUCACAUCGGAUUGUAUUUGUAGUAUUCCAACAACCCGGUAGUAGGAGAAUCAAAUUUUACGAAAGAAAACUCACAAAAAUGGUGCCAAUAAAUAGGGCAAGAGGGAACUCGUCGACACUGAAGUUUGCCGAAAAAUACAGCUUGAGAGAGCCGGUGGCAGCCAACUUCCUCACAGUUGAGACGGAUGUGCCUCAGUCAACGACGGACUACUACGCUCAUACGACGAUCGAAGUGCCCCCAGACUGGGAGGGCAUCAGCAUGAACCCGCAAAUGGUAGGCCUCACCAUCCCCUCCAUCCCAAGCGACGAGGAGUUCGAGAAGGAACUGAAGCUGAGCAGGAGUGAAAGACGAAGAGGGAAGAAGUCGAAGAAGAAGGUGGAGGAAGAAAAAUCAGGACCUUACGCUGAUUAUUAUGAAGAUGACGAUGACGAUGAUAAUGAUGAGGGAGAUGAAGAUCAAGUUAAGAAUGAGGACGAUGAAAGUGACAAAGAAAAAUACAAUAAAAAAAGUGAACAUGAAAAUAAGACGGAGGAUAAAAAGGAAAAGGAAAAUAAAGAUAAAAAGGAAAACGAAAAUAAAGAUAAAAAGAAAAAAGAAAACGAAAUAAAUGUUCUACGCAUGCACAAUGGAACUUCACUUGUAGACUCGGUCAACAAGAUUUGUGGUUUUCUUCUACAAGAUGAACUAGCCCGCCAUUACUCCUAUGAAGGUCAUAAAGGGAAGCGUGUCUUCAAAACUUAUGCAAUUUCUGACAUUAUCCUCGAUACUCUUCAUGCCUUCCACCCAGAUAAUGACAGGCCCGAGUGCCUGAAAAAAUGA